AUGUCACCUGCGGGUUUUACAUCACCUGGGCUAGUUGCUUUAAAGUUCAAUGUAAAGUCGAUUCUCGGCAAAAAUUUAACAGAGUUGCUUUACGACGACUGGCGAGCGCGUGUCAGAGGUCUGGAAAGAGUUGCGUCAGCUCUGCGGACGUCCUCGGCGCUAAUCGCGAUAGAGUCGCGAUUAGGAUCGCUCUUGCAUGCAGUGCUCGGCGGUGAAAGGAGCUGCCGCGUGGCUGCCGCCGGCUUAGCGGUAGCGAAGGUUGUGGUCGCCGGUGUCUCGGAGGAUGCAUUAAGAAAGAAAUUGCCGCAGCUGGCUUGGGGCCUGGCUAGACAAGGUGGUCCAUCCGCGGCGCAGCUCGCUCGAAUCGCGAUGUUACGGCUCAAGCCUAGCCUGCUCUUGGAACAAUUACUGCAGCCACAUUGUCUGAGCGCCAGAAACACUAAGACAAGAGAGAACGCAUUGCAGUUGCUGAUCUUCUCGCUAGUGACGUUUCCCAGCACCGAGUUCAAGCUGGAAAUCGUGGCCAGCCGAGUGGCGGCGAUGGUCGCAGAUCGGCGACGCAGAGUACGUCAGGCUGCGCUCGACACUUUGGCUGUUUUAGGACAGAUCUACGAUUCUGAGGAAGUCAUUCAAGCGGGAAGACGGGCGGGUGAGGGAAAUCCCGACGCCGAGGCGAUGCUGGCCGCCAUCAGAGCACGUCUUGCUAGGAAAUCGCUACCCCUAGUAUCGGCCGAUGGUCUCGUGGUGUACGGCUUGCAAAUUUCACCGACUGUUCAGAUCGCUACUGGCCCUGAUGUUGAUUGGAUCGUGGCGGGAAGUGGUUCAGUCUCGCCUGGCACUGGUCGUAGUAGAGGUCAGAUUAUCGCCACGUCCAGAUCGGCACAGGGGAGAGCAUCCAGAAACGAUUUUCUAAAUAACCGCGAGAGUCCGUGGAUAGAGAGACCCAAUCUCGUUGCCUUAGGUGUCGGACUACAAUCCAAGACUGAGCAAUCAACGGCCUGGCAGUUGCAAACUAAUAACAAUGAAAAUGAUAUAAAAGGACUGAAUGGGCAAAAUGCAAAUGCGGGGGUGUCUUCAAAUGCCAAUUUAAGAUUCGAGGAACAAUUGCGAUCAUUUUACACGCCAUUAAAUCAGUACGAUUUUGUUGGAACGGAUGCUAAGAAUCAUAGAGAGAUUUCUGACAACUUCGAGCAAAAAACGCGAAAUCGCGGAGACAUUAAUGAAGUUCCUAAAGAAAAAGAAAGUAUCGCUCUCAGAGGAGAAUCCAGGAUUCCAGUAUUACUAUCGCGUGAGCGCCCCAAAAUAACAUCGCAAAAUCGUGAAAAAUCCCUCAAUUUGGAAUAUAUCAAUUCUAAUUCGCGAAAGCAAACGACAGACAUGUUAGACAGUAAUCGAAAUCAAAUAAAUUUGCAACAGGAAAAUGUCGGGUAUGCAGCGAUAUAUCAACGGCGAAAACGUUUUCAACAAGAAGAAAGUCAGACUUUAAAUCAAACAUUUGAUUCACAUACUAGCGGUUAUCGGCCAGCCUCUUACAGGGCUUUAGGAACAAAUAGAGAAUAUAGUGAUACUGCAGGAAACAAUGACAUAAUUUUUUCGGAUGAUAAUUCGCAUAGUUAUAAUAGAUUCGUGGAUACCGAUAAAUUUACGAACGAAAACGAAAGUUUGAAUUACGCGGGAGGACGUCAACGUUCGCUAUCCAGAAAUAUGCAGCAACAAACACUCGUCGAGGCGUAUAACUCGAUUCUCGAGCGCCAAAGAAAGUUCAUGGAUAGAAAUGUCUAUCGGCCGUUACGAACUCCUCCAAAUCCAUCGACCCAUUUAUAUCAGGACUCUCAGAAUCUGGAUACGCAAACUCCUUCGGAUAGAGAUAGGAACGCGAGACACCGACCUAAGAACCGUAGAACGAAAGAUAUGGCAGCGACACAGCAGAGAACCGAGAUGGACUUAAUUUCAUCAAAUUCGCAGGAGAAUAGACGCUCUCUUUCAGAAAGUUUUGCCAGUCCUCAUCGCAGAAGAUUACGAUCAUUAUCCCCGUCACAACUCCAUCAAUCGCGACAUUUUGUCAAAUUCACUUCCAACAGAUUUCACGCCGCGUCGAUGUACGACAUUAAUAAGACGACGAUGGUGAAUGAGGAGGAAUACAAUACACAAAACAAGCGUCACUUCUCGCCCGAUGCGAAAGGCUACCAUGUACAAAAUUCAAACAAGGAGGAAUCGCGGUAUCAAGAGUUUCUGCGUUCCUUCUCAAUCGGCGCGCGCGAACGUCCGAAAAGCGCGAGCAGUUCGUCAUCGGACAUUUCCAGGAAUGAUCAACCGGGACGAGAGGAAGAUCAGGACGCGACACUGCGAGAUUACAAUGGCAAUGACAAUAGCGGAUCAUCGACCCCGCGGAGUCAAAACGCUGACGAUCCGGCGUUCGACGUUGUCACGCAACAAACGACGAAUUGUCAGAGCGCCACUCACGACGAUGUCGAUUCUUUUUUCACGCCGUUGGAUACCAACAAAAUGGAAUAUCUAAUCACAAUGGCAGAAGCAUCGACCGUGGACGAAGUGUCAAAGGAAUGGAGUAGCGAAGAUGACAUGAAACCGGCGAGUCGAAUCGGAUCGAUUUCCAGGCAUUCGAAUCACAACGAGCUAAUAACCGUAGAUGAAAAUUGCAAUAGAAGCACAGAAAGCAGCUCUGGCGUUCCCGAACAAUCGGAGGACGACAGGUCGAGCGCGCGAAGAAGGUCAGUCGUGUCCGUGUUAUCGAACGAGCGAAUUCUACCCUACGAAGACACGAAAAUAUUCAAGGAAUCGCUACAAUCGAAGGUUACAAUCAAUCCCAAGAGAUCAGAAUCACUGUACCUGUCGCCUAAUCACAGUGCUCAUCACUCGCCAAUCUCUAACUCGCCGAUCAAGCGAAAUUCUCGCUGUGGUUCGCGCAAUUUGAUCGAAGAUUCAAAGGAUUUGAGUGAGGAGAGAAUAGUCGCUUCCAUAGUACCUGACGAGGAUGCUUCCAUUCGAUCAUUGAACAUCGUUGGUCAUCCACCCAUAGACAUCAGCAUAGUCGGUGAUUCACCGGCAAUUAUCAUCGCAUCGAGGCCCCAUUCUCACGAAACUGACGAGUAUGAGAAUGCGAAAAAUGUCGAAAAUGAUAAUCCACAUAAUAAGAUUAAUAUUCAGGAGUCCACGGAAGAAGAAUCCAGCAUAAACGAUACUUUGGAGGACAGACAAAGUAAAGAUAGUGCGAGUGAAACUAAUAUGGAGCCAGGAAUAUUGAAGAUUGAGUCUGAACCUGCGGAAGAUGUCGAACCGCGUAGAAGAAUGCCCUCAAAAGUACCAGUGCGCGGUUCUAGUAGGUGUCGAAUGCCUUCCAACAAAAGAGUUAUGGAGAAACCAUCAGAAAAAUCCAAACGGAUGGUACAGCAGUGCUUUUCACAGCUUGAGAAUAAAGACUGGGAAAUAACGAUGAAAGGUCUGAAAGCCCUGUCACAGAUCUCGAAGCAGCAUCCGGAGGAUUUGGACAUCUGUGCGGCCGGAAUGAUAGGAAGGCUUUUAGGGCGACAUAUAAAGAAUCUUCGAUCGCAAGUAGCACGAGCCGCAUGUCUCGCUGCCGGUGACGUUUUCAGCUCUCAGAUACGGGGUAUUGAUUAGGUAGAUAUCAAGCAUAUCGUUUCGCAUAGAAAUUUAAGCA
Atta colombica is the source of this 3676-nucleotide messenger RNA. RefSeq lists its product as uncharacterized. Gene Ontology annotation, molecular function: microtubule binding. Gene Ontology annotation, cellular component: cilium; cytoplasmic microtubule. The coding region runs from base 1 to 3636 and encodes 1211 amino acids. Gene Ontology annotation, biological process: microtubule cytoskeleton organization. The record is from RefSeq and is a predicted model, not a curated record. The transcript is spliced from 21 exons. NCBI's taxonomy places the organism in Eukaryota, Metazoa, Arthropoda, Insecta, Hymenoptera, Formicidae.